Messenger RNA from Polypterus senegalus (gray bichir), 4388 nucleotides. It is a transcript of the gene trak1a, whose product is annotated as trafficking protein, kinesin binding 1a. Gene Ontology annotation, cellular component: dendrite. Gene Ontology annotation, molecular function: GABA receptor binding. The transcript has 17 exons. Bases 72 to 3122 code for a protein of 1016 amino acids. Gene Ontology annotation, biological process: endosome to lysosome transport; anterograde axonal transport of mitochondrion; neurogenesis. Lineage: Eukaryota; Metazoa; Chordata; Cladistia; Polypteriformes; Polypteridae. The record is from RefSeq and is a predicted model, not a curated record.
CUUUGCUGUAAGUGUGGAGGAUUUUAGAGUCGCGUGGAUAAUUCCUUCCAGUUACUUGGCUCACUAGAGAGAUGAGGUACGUGGAGAACACUGGUAGUAAGAGCAAGCCUGGCCUGCUUUUCUGCCUUCCCGACGCUGCUGCCAGUGCUGGCUCUGCUAAUGGCACAUUGCACUCCCCUGUGAAAGCUGCCAAGCUGGACGCCACAGCUUCGCACCACAACGCCUCGGCCAUUGCCCUGCCCUCUUCAGAGUCCAGUGAUUGCCCAGCGCUAGCCUGUAGAUCAGGCACCGGUGAAGAGCAUUAUGUGAGUGAGGCACUGAAAUUAGAGGAUGAGCCAAACUACAGAGAAUGCAGAGAUGCCGGUACUAUUACUGACGUUUGUAAUAGUACUGAUCUUCCAGAAGUUGAAAUUAUCAGCCUACUGGAAGAACAGCUGCCACACUAUAAGCUAAGAGCAGACACAAUAUAUGGUUAUGACCACGACGACUGGCUCCACACCCCUCUUAUUUCUCCGGACGCCAAUAUCGAUCUAUCUACAGAACAGAUAGAGGAGACCUUGAAGUAUUUUCUUCUGUGUGCUGAAAGAGUGGGCCAGAUGACUAAAACAUACAAUGACAUAGAUGCUGUCACACGUCUGCUUGAAGAGAAAGAGCGAGAUUUAGAACUAGCUGCACGAAUUGGUCAGUCACUGUUGAAGAAAAACAAAAUCCUCACCGAGAGAAAUGAGCUGCUUGAAGAACAAGUCGAACACAUUCGAGAGGAGGUUUCUCAGCUCCGUCAUGAACUAUCUAUGAAAGAUGAGCUUCUUCAAUUUUAUACCAGUGCUGCUGAAGAAAGCGAACCUGACUCUGCGUGUUCAACACCGAUAAGGCGAAAUGAUUCAACCUCUUCUGCUCAGAAUUACUUCCCUCUGGACUCUCUACAGAGGAAACUCAAGGAUCUCGAGGAGGAGAAUAUUGUUCUCAGGUCAGAGGCUUGUCAUUUGAAGACAGAAACAAUAACCUAUGAGGAGAAGGAGCAGCAACUUGUCAACGAUUGCGUUAAAGAGCUACGUGAUGCAAAUAUUCAGAUCACCUCAAUUGCAGAAGAAUUAGCCAAGAAAACGGAGGAUGCUGCUCGGCAACAAGAAGAAAUCACACACCUAUUAUCCCAAAUAGUUGACUUGCAGAAGAAGUCCAAAGCAUAUGCAGUUGAAAAUGAAGAACUUAGCCAACAUUUGGGUGCAGCCAAAGAUGCCCAACGCCAGCUCACUGCAGAGUUACGAGAGCUGGAGGACAAGUAUGCAGAGUGCAUGGAGAUGCUUCAUGAGGCACAGGAAGAGCUGAAGAAUCUGAGGAAUAAAACGAUGCCCAACAGCACUCCACGCCGCUAUCACUCACUGGGCUUGUUUCCAUUGGACUCGCUGGCUGCUGAGAUAGAGGGAACAAUGAGAAAGGAGCUUAAGAUGGAGGACCCUGUGAUGGAGGAACAAAAGAUACACCACAGGCGUGUGUUUGAAACUGUGAAAAAUAUCAACCAAACUGUAAAGCAGAGGUCUUUGGCUCCUUCCCCCAUGAACAUCCCCGGAUCUAACCAGUCUUCAGCUGCAUCCAGUUGCCGCAGCACUCCCCGGUCAAGUUUUUAUGGUGGAGAUGUAACCAACAUUGUCAUAGACAACCGCACAAACAGCAUCAUUCUGGAAACGGAAUCAUGCAAUGAAAGUGAAGAUCCAAAUAAAAAGCCUGGAACUCCGGGAACUCCAGGAUCCCAUGACCUGGAGGCAGCAUUGCGGAGGCUGUCUUUGCGACGUGAGAACUACAUAAGUGAACGUCGCUUCUUUGAAGAGGACCGCGAAAGAAAGCUGCGAGACCUCGCAGAGAAGGGCGAGAUGUACAGUGGCUCCCUGACUCCCACUGACAGCAUCAUGUCCCUGGGCACUACACACUCGGGCUUGUCUUUCCUCUCCUUCUCCAGCCGCUCCUACCUGCCUGAAAAGCUGCAAAUAGUCAAGCCCCUUGAAGGUUCUGCUACAUUGCAUCACUGGCAGCAGCUGGCUCAGCCAAACCUGGGAGGCAUCCUGGACCCGAGGCCUGGCGUUGUGACAAAGGGCUUCAGACCACUGGAGCUUGAUCUGGAGGAGGUGUACCAAUUCACAGACUUUGAAGAAGAUGAGCCAGGUGACCUUUCUUUCCAGGACCUUACUACCUCAACCCCUGUUCAGCACAUGGAGGCCUCAGUUCACUAUCCUGGUAAAUGUAUGUCACACACCAGCUCCACCUACACUUUCACUACCUGCCGCAUUCUGCAUCCCUCUGAUGAGCUCACCCGCGUUACUCCAAGCCUUAGCACUGGCCCCACUCCAGCAGCGUGUGUUACACUGAAGUCCACUCCUGCUGCCACUCCGUGCACUCCUCGUCGUUUGAGUCUGGCAGAGUCCUUCACUAACUUGCGUGACUCCACCAAAACCACGAGCACUUCCCUGGGGCUUGUCAGGAUGUUACAAGAGAAAGGCAUCUCGGCUGCGGUCUACAAUCCUCAGAGCUGGGACCGGGUACACAGUGUGCCCAGUGCCUUCCUCAGCCCCAGUGUCACCAAAGUAGAAGCUCUUCCUUCCACUCCCCCCAACUCUCCAACAGUGCUGCAGCCCAGCCCACCCUUUGACUUCAAGAGUUCCAGCCCUCCAUACGACAACUUUUUAGCAUCCAAGCCGGCCAGCUCCAUUUUAAAAGAAGUAAGAGAACAAAGUAAGAGUAUUUGCAAUAGUGAGAGCCAGACAGACGUGAGUGUCUGCAACCUCAAUCUGGUCGACAAGCUGAAGCGGUUUGGCAUGUCCAGACCCCCGUGCCUGGCCGGUCCUGCACAGGCGACAUCUGUGACUGGCUUUGGGGGGCCUCUCCUUAAUGGAGCACGUCGACCCAUCUCCUCUUUCGGCCCUGGAGGACUUGUCACGGAGAGUCUUCCUUUGGGCUGCCCCGUGGUGGUCACCAGUGCCAUAGGGGGACUUCAACUGAAUUCGGGCAUUCGACGCAACCGCAGCUAUCCUACCAUGGUAGGAGCCAGCAUGCAGAUGAAGGGCCCCGUGCCUCAGACUUCAGGGAUACUGAUGGGGUCCUCCCUUCCCAAGCAAACGAGCCUUCGGUAGAACUCUUCCAUCAGUAUGCUUUGUUCCGCUUGGUUUCUUAAUCCUUAGUUUUAAAAAGAAAUAAUCAUUUUAUUAUAGUGCUCGACACUCCUAUGUGCCUGGUGUAUAUCUUUUUUUGUUUUAAGGUGCACUCACCCCUGAAUUGUACUGUUGUUUAAAAGAAGAAAAUUCUCUUUGUCGAGGUGCUCUCGAGAGUUUGCAAUAUGUCUGAAAACUGUAGAAAAUGGAACCAAGUUAAAAGCAAAAUGUAAGCGCUUGCCAUUCUCAGCAUUCGGGGCAGCACUGAGCAUUACGCGUUCAGUUCUCCAUCUUCAGUGCGAACGUCCAUCCCUCCAUUGUGUGUAUUUACCUGUUGCUUUGUACAAUCUGUCCUUUUUUUAUUGUUGAGUAAGCCACCUGCCUAACCCAAAUGAUUGUUUUGCAGUCUCUGCAGCUCACUUUGCCAAAAAUGAUGGCCCACAGCAAGCUGAAUGGGUUGAUGUGAAGUCUCCAUGGGAAAGCAAGAUGUACUGCAUUCCCAUAUGUGCCCAUAAAAAGGCAUUAGAAUAGAAUAAGAAGAGAUGAGAGUAUUGAAUUAGCUGUGAGGACAUGCAGUUGGAUGACAGGCAAGUUUCUUCUCUUUUUUGACCUAUAGAGUAUCAAUCGAUCAUGGGACAUAUCGUGAAAAUGGUCAACUUCGGGAAUCGGGUUGUUUUGUUUUUUUUUAGUUCACAGUUACCCCUUAAUGAAUAUUCUCUGCCAAAUAACGUUAACUGUGCCAAAUAUCUUGACUGUGGCACCAGUUAUCAGUAAACCCUAAUCAGUUGUGUGCAAUCGAAAUCAUCAGCUCUGAACAAGAGGAGUCAGAGUCGAACAGUAUUAGUGCCUCUAAUCACAGUUUGUUCAGCACUGCACAACUGCGUCGGACAUGUUAUUCGUUUGCCAUGUUGACUGAACUAUGACUAGCACUGAUUUUUUUUUUGUUGUUGUUGUUGUAAAUAUUAAAACUGUUUAAAAGGUUCCUCUUUGAACCCUUUUAACGUGCAUUACUUCAUCAUGAAAUAAGGGUGCAGUAGGUCUUAAAUGAGAGCUGUUUGGCAAAAUGAAGCAACCCCUGCAGGAAGUGUGCAUGGAUUUGAAUCGCAAAGAAGCCUAUUUAUUCUUUUUCUGAAAUAUUUUAGGUUUUUUUUUUUUGUCAUUAUUUGCUGUUGUAUGUGUGCACUUAUCGUGGACUAACUUGAACAUUUCUCUUCCUUUUGAAUGUAUCCAGUAACAGCAGAGAAUAAC